AUGGCAGCUGGAAAAAGACCCAAGAACACAAAGAUAGAAGUGGCGUAUGGCUUCCUCACCUUCAGCGGAGACAACGUCUUCAGCCCGUUAGCAAAGUUUGAGGUGGUGACGGCCAAUACCGGGACGGGACCAGUGCACAUACGAUGCGCCUACAACAAGAAGUACCUGCGACGCAAAGAUGAAACUAGUGGGUACAUUGCUCCUAAGGCUGAUGAACCAGACGAGGACCAUGCCAAAUGGUCGUGUACACUGUUUGAGCCUCUAGAAUCUGCCGAUGGCGACAGCGGCAAGGCCAAGCUUCGCCAUGUCCAAAUGAAACUAUAUGUAACGCCAUUUUACACAGGAAGCAAAGACAAAAACAAGAAUUAUUUUUUGUGCAAUCGGAGUUUCGAAAGUUGUACUUAUGACAUCGCCGACUUGGAGUCGUUGGUGAUAUUGCCAAGGCAUGUCGCCUUCAAAGGCCACACAGGCUAUUACCUUAAGAUUGUCUCGAGUGGGAUGUUCCAGUUCGUCUCAAAAGAUAAGGGGCUUCCUGAGUGCUGGUUCGAGGUCUACACUAAUGGCCACGGAAGAGUACAAAUCAAGUCACGCCAAAGAAACAGUUACUUGUUCAACAUGGGUAACAGGAUCCAGUUAUAUGACUCAUCUCCAGACAUGGAAGCCACUGAUCCAAGAACCUUGUUUAUGCCGGUGAAGGUCAGCGGUAAUGCGAUCGCGCUUAGAAGCUUGUGCGACAACAACUAUUACUGCGCACAAUACAGUGACGCUAAUGGAAGCGACUUCUUGCAUGCAUGCUACGGCAGCAUUGCAGCCGACUCGCGCUUCAUUCUGGAAGAGCUUGUUUUGUCUAGGAAAAUCUACAAUACUGACUUCGACCUCAAGAAUGCGAUUAUCUACGGCGAGACCCCGAUCACCAUGGCCACCGCCAACGCCAGCAACGACACCGCAAAAGACAACACUGCGGAGUUCCGAUUCGAGUACAAGGAUAGUACGAGCAGCAUGUGGAACUCCUCCAGCUCAUGGAGUGUGGGGAUGGAAGUCAGCGUCAGCUUCAAAAUUCCAUUCAUCGGUGGUACUGACGUCAGUAUUUCCGGUGAGUAUGCCGAUUCGUACGAGGAGGGAACAGCUGUGACGACCGAAAACACAUUAGAGACUACCUACACGGCCACCGUGCCGGCUAACACUUCGAUAUCUGUGAGCCUGAUGGCGACGAGAGGAAAAGGCGACGUGCCUUACUCUUAUUAUCAGAAGGACGUGCUUUACAACGGUAAAACCGUUGUCUAUAAGAAAGAUGACGGGCUAUACACGGGUAUCAAUUCAUACAACUUUCGCUACGAGGUUACAACAUUGAAAGGGCCAAAAACUAGAGCUGAUUUGCCGACCCGAGAGCACAUGUUGCCGAACCCGUCGGUCAAUCCCUCCGUCGAACAAAUGCUACCAGUGCCGGCCGCGCCGUCUGGAUCAACCACCGGAGUGCAAAACAAGGUGAGCAUUUCCACCAUGGAACAAGGCUUGGUGAAAAUGGAAUUAGAAGACGCAGCAGCUCAGUCUGUCGACAUGAAACCCUAG
Fragaria vesca subsp. vesca is the source of this 1569-nucleotide messenger RNA. RefSeq lists its product as uncharacterized. The coding region runs from base 1 to 1569 and encodes 522 amino acids. The record is from RefSeq and is a predicted model, not a curated record. Gene Ontology annotation, cellular component: extracellular region. The transcript is spliced from 2 exons. Lineage: Eukaryota; Viridiplantae; Streptophyta; Magnoliopsida; Rosales; Rosaceae.